Molecule: messenger RNA, 631 nt
Organism: Bursaphelenchus okinawaensis
Lineage: Eukaryota; Metazoa; Nematoda; Chromadorea; Rhabditida; Aphelenchoididae
Source: the annotation of a GenBank genome assembly
AUGAAAGCGUUUCUGAAAGAUCACGGCCCCUGGCUGUACACGACUUAUGGCUGCAAAACAGUGAACAGUCUCUUCAACAAAUACACCCUCAAGCAGCUUCCUCAACUCAUGAUCGUUCAAAAGGGUGGCACUCCGGUCGUUGAUGAUGCUAUUGACACCUUGAAUGUGGGUUUUUGAUGAUUUUUUUAUAAUUUUGAUUUAGAAUGUAAAAAUAGCAAGAACUUUCUCUACGAUUUGAAAAAUGGCAAGAACUUUCUUUACAAAAUAAAAAAUGGCAAGAACUUCUUUGCACUAUGUCAAAAUUGUUGUCAUUGCACAGUGAAAUCUAGUUUUAGGACUGCACCGUGCAGUCAUUCUUUAAAACAUGAUUAUGCCAUUCUUUACGUGGUGACUUGAGUAAAAUGAAGUUUUUACGGCUUUUUAUUAGCAUCUACUGCUAAAUUAGGUAUUGGUAUAAAAAGUUAAUUUUAAAAUGGCACUUUUAAAAAUAUAAAAUUUGUUGCACAGUGCAAGAAAAGUUUGUCACUGCACGAUGCAUCAGUGUUUUUUUAAUUGAAAUUGUUAUUUUCAGACUCCAAAGAUCGUGCCAGUUGACAUUGUUGCCAAAUGGAAGAAGAUGACUACCGAAUGA